Penicillium waksmanii is the source of this 909-nucleotide messenger RNA. RefSeq names its product flavin reductase family protein. The record is from RefSeq and is a predicted model, not a curated record. Gene Ontology annotation, molecular function: FMN binding. Lineage: Eukaryota; Fungi; Ascomycota; Eurotiomycetes; Eurotiales; Aspergillaceae. Bases 1 to 909 code for a protein of 302 amino acids. The transcript has a single exon.
AUGAGUUCUUCUGCAACUGCUGCCGCGGUUUCACAAAACGACACUGCGGUCGCUCAAAAGAAUUACAAAAUCGUUCAAGAUGUCGGUAAUUUUGCCGAGAUCGAGGCAAACCGCCCUAAUUUCGACCAAGAAAAACCAAUUGAAGUCACCAAAUCGCCGUACCCCAAGUGGGAAUAUGGACAAGGUGUACCGGACAAUGGCGCGAGUCUGGCUCAAAAGCACCACGAGAUCGACCCGUACGCGCCUGAUCGCCCAAUGAUCAACAAUUAUCGUCUUCUUGUCUCAGGCAUCGCACCUCGACCGGUAGGCUUUCUCAGCACGAUGAGCUCCCAGGGGCAGAAAAACCUCUCGCCUUUUAGCUACUUCCAAGUACUUGAUCAUGACCCCCCAAUGUUCAUUGUAGGUUUCUCAUCACGCCCCGGUCGCGUCAAGGACACAUACCGCAACUUGAAAGAAACGAAAGAAUGUGUUAUCAACACCGUAUCUGAAAAUAUGAUUGAGGCUGUCAAUGCUAGCUCCAUUGAUGCGCCAUACGGUGUCUCCGAGUGGGAAGUUUCGGGUCUUCACGAGGCGCCUUCCACAACGGUGAAACCCUCGCGCGUUGAGGAGUCGGUGUUUAAUAUUGAAGGCAAAGUGAUCGACAUCAAAGAAUUCACUGAUCAUCAACAACCUGGAAUGAGCAUAGCCGCUACAGUUCUCAUCAAGGCCACUCGAUUCUGGGUCAAGGAGGGUACGGCUGAUCCAGAAUACAGCCAUAUCGACCUGGAUAAAUUGCGGCCUGUGGGACAACUUGGCGGAGUCUCUUAUGGCCGAAUUACAUCGACUUUUGAGCGACCACGCGCCCGAUGGGCUGAAGAAGUACCCAAGAGCCAGUUGUUAGCAGAUUUGGACGCCACCAAACCGGAGUGA